AUCACUUUCAAUUGUUAUGGCUUUGAGUGUCGGUUAUUCCUCGAUCGUGACGAAUAGGUUUUUUAGUCUUUCGAUCGAAAUUAAAAAAUCCCGUUUAAUUUUAGCAUAUUUCUACAAAUUAAUGUCAUUUCAAGCAUCUAAAUGUUUUCGUUGAAGUUUUUCUGUUCUGAUUCAUUGAUUUAGUUAAUUUUAAUUAUUAGUUAUUUUACUUAGUGCCAGAUCUUUGACGUGUCUGUCAAGAAGAAAUUUUUCAUUUCCGAUUUAUUUAGACUAUUGAAAAUGUCAGGAAUAUUCAACAUAUUCAGUGAGUCAGAAAAUAGAUCAUCGGUGUCCAUUCAUAAAGGAAAAGAAACAUCACUUCCGCUUGGUUCAUUAAAAUUAAAGACAAACGAAAACACAGGCCUUUUGCCAACUAAAAAUGCUUUGUACAUUCAGUUGAAACCGAAAGGAUUGUCGGUACGCUCCAAAUCAGAUCUAAAUGUUGCUGCUGUUUCAAAUAACUCUAACAGCAAAAAAUUGCAUCCUAAAGAUUGUAUAGCCUUCAAAUCAUGUAUUCCUGAAAAAAAAACUAUUUCACCCUUGAAGGUGAAAACUCCAAAGAGUAAAUCACUUACAAAUAUUACUCCAAAAAAAUUAUCACCAAAAAUGUUCACUUCAAAAAUACUAUCACCAAAAAUAUCGUCUUCAAUUCAACAGACUGUUGUAGGUGAGUUAACUGUUUUCAAGAAACCAGCAACACCAAAGCAAAACUUAAGUAAAUAUCCUGAACCUGAAUAUUUGGCUUGUCACAUUGAUGAAUAUCAAUUCAUGAAUGAAGAAGUAGAGCAAAUUUUCAAUGAUGAUCGCAAAUUUCUCAAGUCUGUAUUGAAGCACAAUAAUACAACAGUGUCUCUGGAAGAUGAAGGAUUUAUCUCAGAUUCUUCUCAUGACUCAUUUGAUGUUUCAAUUGGCUUAUCUUCUCCAGAGAUAUCUUGUAAUAAUGUUGAACUUCCAGAGAUUUCAGAUUGUGAAGAUUAAAUUUAAAAAUUUAACUUUAUUGUUAAUAUUUUGAAAUAAGCAAGUGAUUGUAAAUUACUCUUUAGACCAUCUGUUAAUUUAAAUAGAUACUGUUUAAUUUAAAGGUGAUUGGUAUUGGUUUUGGAUUCACCAUCACGUACAUGACAUGUUUGUAAUAAUUUUAUUUAAUAAUUGAAUUUGGAUCGAAAAUAAUUUAACAUUAUAUAUGAAUCUUUCAUAAUUAUAUCUUUAUCAUCAUGCAGUUUUAUGUCAAAAAUUGUAAAUUAUUUAAUGAAUAUAACUCAACAGAAAAUAUGUAUUUUUAGUGCUUAAAUCUGUACGUAAGUAAAUAUCACUGUGAUCUAUAGUUAUAUAUAAAAAUAAAAUGUGUAAUAACUUUGUAAACAAAGCUGAAAAAUAA
Messenger RNA from Phymastichus coffea, 1417 nucleotides. RefSeq lists its product as uncharacterized. The transcript has 5 exons. Bases 280 to 1017 code for a protein of 245 amino acids. NCBI's taxonomy places the organism in Eukaryota, Metazoa, Arthropoda, Insecta, Hymenoptera, Eulophidae. The record is from RefSeq and is a predicted model, not a curated record.